AUGACCUCUUCCAGCCUGGCGUUCGAGUUGUUUACUCUGCCAACGCAAGUGGAUAACAGCACUUUUUGGACCAAUUUAAAGGAAAACAACUACUUCAUUUUACAGCAAACAAAGACACAGAAAAAUGGUCUUAUGAGAAGUGUGCUGGGCACCUUACAGAAUGUUCUGGAUACAAAGCAAUCACCUUACCGCAUCUUGUUUCGACGUGUAAACGGCACCAAUUUGCAAGUGGCAGCUGCAGAGACAGAAAAGAGGGCAGAGAUAGCAUGGGGCUGGAUCGAAUCCAAUUUGCUGCCCUUGCUGGAUAGUUUGGAUAAAGAGGAGACAGAGCCUUUUGUUGUUACAAAGAUAAACUCGAUUGUUACACGUAGAGAUUCUGGUACCGAUGAGAUUUCAACAGACGAGAAGGUCAGAAAGGCGUCGAGAAGCUUUCGACAGACAUUUGAUGUAUCUCCUACUGAACGUCUUGUCAAUUAUUAUUCCAGCGCAUAUCACACAAAUCGAUUCACCAGCCAGGGAUGGCUCUACAUUAGCGAAAAUUACCUUGCUUUCUACUCAUUUUUACUUGGUUAUGAGACUAAACUGCUGCUGGAACUCAAGGACAUCCAGGACAUCAAGAAAGAGCGAUCCAAGCGUGGUGUGUUUUCAGACGCCAUUAAGAUUUCGAUGAAGGAUAAGAGUGAGCAUUUUUUCUCCAAUCUCUUCAAGAGAGAUGAAGUAUACGACAUAUUGGUCCAAUUGACUGGACUAGCAAUGCAGCGAGUGUUAAAGAGCACAGCUUUGGAACAUGCACCUGGAAGCGACGUAUCCAUCGAUAUUAAAGACAGCGACAUCGAUGCCAUCAAGGACUCUGAAGUAUCAUCCAACAAAAUGGCUUCGUUACCUGCUGCUGAGAUCAGACAACUCAUGCAGCCUUUGAAAGCCAAUCUUGCAGCCCAAAAACGUGAUGAACGAUUCAGAGCUCGAUUUAGACUACCACCUACCGAACACUUGACCCAUUCAUUUAGUGUUGUUCACCCUGUGGAGGAGGAAGUAGCUUCCAGCGAAGAUCACGAGAGAAAGACGACAAAUUACAAUGGUGUGUUGGCUUUAUCAGAGGCGUACCUGACAUUCAAUUCCACAGAUCAAGGUCGCUACUUUGAAGUUGUCAUGCCAUUAUACACUGUUCGUCGUGUGGAGAAAUUAGCAGAUAAACCUGAUGCUUUCCCUAUCAAGAUUGUAAAUUGGCAUCAAUCCGAAUCCGUCUAUUAUUUGAAUGUUAAUUCCAAGGAAUACGACGAAUUUUCAGCUACACUGACUACCAAUUUGAGAAACCAAAUCAAGCACAUGAGAAUGAUGAAGCAGUUUUUGACCACAUGCGCAUCUGAGGCUGUGAUUUCAGACAAAACAUACGAGGAAAUGAACACAAUACCUGGUGGUUUGGGCUUGCAGUUUGAAUUCCCUGGUGACCCCAAAAAGUUGAAGGAGAAAAGCAAGAUGAAGCUUUGGAAAAAGUAUUUCAAUGAAUAUGGACGCAAUUUGACCAUCUCAAAGACACCUCGUUUCGCCAAGCUGAUACGAGUAGGAUUGCCGAACAGAUUGCGCGGUGAGAUUUGGGAAGUUUGCUCUGGAGCAAUUUUUGAGCGAUUCAUGAGCCAAGGAUUAUACGAUCGCAUUUUGGAAGAAAACAAGAACCGCAAUUCAUUGAGUUUGGAAGAGAUUGAGAAGGAUUUGAACAGAUCGUUGCCUGAGUACAAAGCCUAUCAACAGCCAGAGGGCAUCAAUAGUCUGAGAAGAGUGCUCAGCGCUUAUUCCUGGAAAGACCCUGAACUGGGUUAUUGUCAAGCAAUGAACAUUGUCACAUCCGCUAUUCUCAUUUAUAUGAGCGAAGAACAAGCAUUCUUUACUCUAAGCGUCUUGUGUGAUGACUUGCUACCUGGUUAUUAUAGCACGUCCAUGUAUGGCGCCCUGCUGGAUCAAAUCAUUUUUGAGCACUUAUUGGAGAAAACGAUGCCCAAAUUGCAUACUCAUUUCAAAGAAACUGAUAUUCAGCUGUCGGUUGCUUGUUUGCCAUGGUUUUUGAGUUUAUACAUCAAUUCUAUGCCCUUGUUGUUUGCAUUCAGGGUCCUGGAUUGCUUUUUCAUGGAGGGGCCCAAAGUGUUGUUUCAAAUAGGUCUUGGUAAGAAACGCUUCUCACAUGUGUCAAAAAGAAUAUGCAUCUCACUAGCAUUCAAUAGCUAUUCUCAAAAUCAAUGGAGAUGA
Molecule: messenger RNA, 2241 nt
Organism: Mucor velutinosus
Lineage: Eukaryota; Fungi; Mucoromycota; Mucoromycetes; Mucorales; Mucoraceae
Product: 60S ribosomal protein L19B
Exons: 10
Coding region: 1-2241 (746 amino acids)
Source: RefSeq, a predicted model, not a curated record